This is a messenger RNA of Oryzias melastigma (Indian medaka), 3753 nucleotides long. RefSeq names its product NXPE family member 3. NCBI's taxonomy places the organism in Eukaryota, Metazoa, Chordata, Actinopteri, Beloniformes, Adrianichthyidae. The transcript is spliced from 7 exons. The coding region runs from base 413 to 2116 and encodes 567 amino acids. The record is from RefSeq and is a predicted model, not a curated record.
AGGAGGGCUGUGCUGUGAACUGAAAUGAAAAUUUCAUAACAAGCGAUUUCUUAAAUCAUUUAGACUUUAGAUUAUUUAACCCUUGAAAACAAAAGGUUUGGUCAUUUUGCACCAAUUAGGCCUUUCACAAAAUCAAGUAUUUGCUGUAUUUGUCCUGUGGGCGAAGCUUUAGGCGUCUCUGAGCUUCAUUCCUCAGUGGUGAGCUGGAGCAGAGUUGAAUGCCUGGUGGAGCGCUCCGUUAGCUUUCUGUGGGAAGAUUUAUUGGUACUCAUGACUGAAAGACCACAUGAGCCACGUGUUCUGCUGCUCUUCUGGUGCGCAGCAUGUACAUAUGUGAAUCUGUCUCCUCAAAGAAAAGAAAUCAAAGUAGGACUUAAAACCAGAACCUGGUGACGUGGCUGAUUGGCUGAUCAUGAAGAGACUUUUCAGAAUGUUCUCACUGCCGAAUGGAUUCAUCUUCCUGUUCUUGGCUGUGGGUUUUUUAAUCUUUCUGUUCUACAGCCAGCAGUUGGUUGAGAGUCGGAAUAAACCCACCACCAUUUCCAUGGCGGUUCCUGUCAAACCUGACAAACUGAAGACCUUUCCACCUUCCCAUCAACAGCCCUCAAAGGAAGCUGUUGAAAUGGACGUCCUGAAAAACUUGAUUGCUUGGCCUUCAACUCCACUUCUACCUAUAAACCUUUCUUGGAAUGACACCAGUGAUCCAGCACACAGCAGCUUCACUGUUCUCCCAAAGAGAGGAGGAGGCCAGUGGUGUGUUGGAGAUGAGCUGGAGGUUUUAAUACAGAUCUAUAACUUCCAAGGUAAGCCAAAGAAAUCUGGAGGAGAUGUCCUGCUGGCCCGGCUGCACAGUCCCAGUCUCCUGGCAGGUGUGGCAGGAAAAGUGGUGGACCAUCUCAACGGCAGCUACUCGGCUCUGUUCCCUUUACUCUGGGAAGGAAAUGUGCAAGUAGAGGUGAUCCUGGUUCACUCCAGUGAGGCGGUCACUGUGCUCCAACAAGUGUCCCGUUUGCAGCCUUACAGAAUUUUCUUCCGGAGUCUCUUCCGCUCAGGCCCUCUGACUGAAAGCACCCUCUGUAAUGUUUACAUUGAUGCACCUCAGGAGCAGCUGUGCAACUACACUGACCUGUAUACAGGCGAGCCGUGGUUCUGCUACAAGCCGAAGAAACUAAGCUGUGAUGCCCGAGUCACUCAUGCCAUGGGAGGAUUUAAAAAGAACAUCAGUCGUCGGGAGGAGAUGCUCUUUCAGAGAGGCAUCAAUUUGAAGGUCUCCAUCCCUCCAUCAAGCCGUUACAACAUAAGUGUGCAUCCAAGAGUGCAAGAACAAACAAAGAGGACCAGUAACAUUGUGAGGAAAGAGCCUUCUGGUUAUUACUAUCAUGGUGUCUGGAGACCACUAGAUGGAACCAAACUACAACAGUUCAAUUCCUCCAAAGCAGCCAGUCAGUGUCUGAGAAGGAAGGUGCUUCACCUGUUUGGAGACUCCACCAUCAGACAGUGGUUUGAAUACCUCAUCUCAUCCUUUUCAGAUCUCAAGAAGUUUGACCUGCACACUUCCCAACAAGCUGGGCCUCUCAUGGCCUUGGACUACACAAACAACAUCAUGGUGACCUACCGCUGCCACGGUCCUCCUAUCCGCUUUGCCAAUGUUCCUGUGUCUCAGUUGCGUUACAUUGCCAAUGAAUUAGACCACAUUGAUGGAGGUCCCAACACUGCUAUAGUUAUUGGCAUCUGGUCACACUUCAGCACUUUUCCUGUUGACGUUUACAUUCGCCGUCUGCAGAGCAUCCGCAAGGCGGUGGUGCGGCUGCUGUCCAGAGCUCCAGAUACGCUGGUGGUCAUCCGGACGGCAAACCCCAAAGCUUUGACCGUCUAUGAAACGCUGACCAACAGCGACUGGUACUCUAUACAGCGUGAUAAACUGCUGCGGGAGGUCUUCAAAGGACUCAAUGUCCGUCUGGUGGAUGCUUGGGACAUGGUCCUGGCCCAUCACCUGCCACACAACCUCCAUCCACAACCGCCUAUCAUCAAAAACAUGAUUGAUCUUCUCCUGUCCUACAUAUGCCCUCCACCAAAAGACAAAACCAGAGAAAAUCAACCAAAGAGACUAGGAUAGAUAAACUGGGCUGUGAUGUUUAUGAACUCUUGCACUUUAGAAUAGAAGAUCUUUCCCAGUGCAAAGAAGUAGCACCAAGAAAUCCAACGCAAAGCACUGUGAUGACUGUAGACCUGUGGAUGGAGCAAUGUUUACACAUCAAACUAUUAUCCAUGAGGCUGUGUGUGUGUACCUCAACACAAGUUCUAGAUGUUUUCCAGAAGGGUUUUCAUGUUUUUUAUGUUAUAUUAAGCUUGGUUGAUAUUUUUAACUUUUCAUUUGUUUUCCAUUUAAUGUUUUUGCACUCAGUAACAAUUACAUAUCAAAGAGUACCUUGAUGUUUUCAUCUUUAAAUUCUGAGCGAUUUUUCACAAGUUCAAGAAUAGUAACAAGAAGAGCCUGACAGACUGAGCUGCAUGGUUUGUGUCAGUGGAAACUCUUACCAAGAUACAAUGAAGUGUUACUUGUCAACACUGAAUCAAAAAACUGUCAUCAUUCAGUCUUGGAGUGCCAAAAGCACAGUCAUUCUAUGUUGUGAAUCAGUUUUACCGUUACGCUCUUAAUUUCUCCAACUUUAUGUAAUCAUGUUUGACAAAAGAAGAAGAGAAAACCAUACGUACCUCAAAGUUCUAACAAAACGAAAUGCAACUAAGAAUGCAAUGUUUUCACUAAAGGGGAAAUCAAAGUCUGGACAGCAGAAUGCAGUCUAGAAUCUUUUAACUUUUUUAACUAUUUCCAUGUAUUUCUCAAAUGUCUUACUUUGUCAGGGUUGUAUAUUUCUAUUUUCUUAAAGCUGUUUUAAAAACAACUUUAAUUUGGUUUUAGUCUUAAAUUAAUAUACAUUUUCUCAUAAAUGUUUUGAAGGUAUGACUAUUUAUGAUGAAAUAAUAUUUUUACUACAAUUUUGUGAUAAUGUUAGUUUAUGUACUCAUUUAAACUCUGGUGUAUCUUGAAGUCUGACAGCACUUUAAUGGUUUGUAAUGAUUAUUUUAAUAUUUUAAUCAUAAAAUCUACUACUUUAAAUUGUGCAUGUAUGUUUUUUGAUGGGUUACAAGCACUUUGGGAACAUUAUUUGAAAAGUAUGAAGUGAAUAAAGAUUAAUUUAAGCUCGUGCCUUUCCCUGUCAUUUUGAUUUUCUAAUCGUCUGUUUAAUAAAUUAUCCAUUAUCUUCCAUCUAACGAAUAAGCUUUACUCAAAUUUAGGACAAAUAUUUACUUCAAAAUGCUAUAUUAUUUAAAAAUAAGCUUCUUUUCAUGUUGUUAAAAGGCAUGGUGCUCAUAUUCUCUGUUCUGCAUGAGAUGACAUUUGAUGUUUAUGUGUAACAUUUAAAGAUGUCAGGUUAAUUAGGAAUCUACGGAGCCCCUGAAGGGACAUCGGGGAAAAAAAAAUAAAGUAAAAAAAAAAAUCAAUCGUUAUCUUGUGCGCACCACUUAUGCCUCAUUUCUCUGGGCCGAAGUGCUGCUUUUCCGUGUUUGGAGCUUCCUUCAGAGAAUCAUUCUGAGAUCUUAGAAGAGCUUUUCCUUGUUACUUUUCCUUGGUUUGCUAAUUGACAACAACUUUCGGCACGCUAAAGUGCUGCCUUUUUUUCUUUCUCUACUGGCAGCACGAGCUGCUUCCCUCAUGCACGCGAGCACGUACUCUUUCCCCCACCCUCUCUU